Messenger RNA from Ruditapes philippinarum (Manila clam), 1591 nucleotides. RefSeq names its product tubulin beta-4B chain-like. Gene Ontology annotation, molecular function: GTPase activity; structural constituent of cytoskeleton; GTP binding. Lineage: Eukaryota; Metazoa; Mollusca; Bivalvia; Venerida; Veneridae. Gene Ontology annotation, biological process: mitotic cell cycle; microtubule cytoskeleton organization. Gene Ontology annotation, cellular component: cytoplasm; microtubule. The record is from RefSeq and is a predicted model, not a curated record. The transcript is spliced from 4 exons. The coding region runs from base 103 to 1449 and encodes 448 amino acids.
CCCGCUAUAUAAACAGAUCAUUACCACGCCGAGUUCUUUGUGGGCUAUAAAAAAUUGAACUGGCGUUUCAAGUGCCGUCUUGGGAAAAGUAAUUAAAUAAAGAUGAGAGAAAUUGUACAUAUUCAGGCCGGGCAAUGCGGCAACCAGAUCGGUGCUAAGUUCUGGGAAGUGAUCUCAGACGAGCAUGGAAUUGACCCCACCGGUACAUACCACGGGGACUCUGACCUUCAACUUGAGAGAAUCAACGUCUACUAUAAUGAAGCCACUGGUGGUAAAUAUGUACCCCGUGCAAUUCUUGUUGACCUUGAGCCCGGAACCAUGGACUCAGUCAGGUCUGGACCAUUUGGUCAAAUCUUCAGACCAGACAACUUUGUCUUCGGACAGAGUGGAGCUGGAAACAACUGGGCCAAAGGUCACUACACCGAAGGUGCUGAGCUGGUCGACUCAGUCCUGGAUGUUGUAAGAAAAGAAUCAGAAAGCUGUGAUUGCCUGCAGGGAUUCCAACUCACACACUCUCUUGGUGGUGGUACAGGCUCUGGUAUGGGAACACUCCUCAUCAGCAAGAUCCGUGAAGAGUACCCCGACAGGAUCAUGAACACUUUCUCAGUUGUCCCUUCUCCAAAGGUAUCUGACACCGUUGUUGAACCUUACAACGCAACACUCUCAGUUCAUCAACUUGUAGAGAACACAGAUGAGACAUUCUGUAUCGACAACGAGGCCCUCUACGACAUCUGUUUCAGAACCUUGAAAUUGGUCACACCCACAUACGGUGACUUGAACCAUUUGGUAUCGGCUACAAUGUCCGGUGUUACCACUUGUCUCCGAUUCCCUGGUCAGUUGAACGCAGAUCUCCGCAAACUGGCCGUAAAUAUGGUACCCUUCCCGCGUCUACAUUUCUUCAUGCCAGGAUUCGCACCUCUUACAUCACGAGGUAGUCAACAGUACCGGGCACUUACUGUACCUGAACUUACUCAGCAAAUGUUUGAUGCCAAGAACAUGAUGGCCGCUUGUGACCCACGUCACGGACGUUACCUUACCGUUGCUGCGAUGUUCCGUGGUCGUAUGUCCAUGAAGGAGGUCGAUGAACAAAUGUUGAAUGUCCAAAAUAAGAACAGCAGCUACUUCGUCGAAUGGAUUCCCAACAACGUCAAGACAGCAGUAUGCGAUAUCCCACCACGUGGUCUCAAGAUGGCUGCUACCUUUAUUGGAAACAGUACUGCAAUCCAGGAGUUGUUCAAGCGUAUCUCUGAACAGUUCACCGCUAUGUUCCGUCGUAAGGCUUUCUUACAUUGGUAUACUGGUGAAGGUAUGGACGAGAUGGAGUUUACCGAGGCAGAAUCUAACAUGAACGACUUGGUCUCUGAAUACCAGCAGUACCAAGAUGCCACAGCGGAAGAAGAGGGCGAGUUUGAUGAGGAGGAAGACGAAGAAGGGCAGACGCCUAAUUAAUUGCCUUUCUAAAUAACAAACAUUUACGAACUAAAUUAUCACUUUUUUUCGAAUUUAUGAAAAAAAUUAAAUUAAUAUUUCAACGUAUUUUAACCAGAGGGAAAUAAUUAUUGUUCAACAUUAAUAAAAGGAUGCAGAAUUA